Molecule: messenger RNA, 5233 nt
Organism: Nerophis ophidion (straightnose pipefish)
Lineage: Eukaryota; Metazoa; Chordata; Actinopteri; Syngnathiformes; Syngnathidae
Gene: snx18a
Product: sorting nexin 18a
Exons: 3
Coding region: 306-1727 (473 amino acids)
Biological process (GO): endocytosis; protein transport; cleavage furrow formation
Cellular component (GO): cytoplasmic vesicle; plasma membrane
Molecular function (GO): protein binding; phosphatidylinositol binding
Source: RefSeq, a predicted model, not a curated record
UUAGUCGUCCUGGCUGAGUCCUGUUGUUGCUACAAGCAGCAUCAGUGAAUCAUCCCGGGUGCGAAAUAGCGGAAAAUAUAUGCACCUUUUUUUUUUUUUUUUUUUUUUAGCUUUUGAAGGCGUAAAGGCAUCGGAUGAUUAAAUUGUCACCGGUGACGAGUUUGAGGACUACUUUUAUUUGUCGGGCGGAAAAGAGCUAUAGCUAGGCUGCCCGCCGUGCUGCUCCGUCACCCGCUCGGAAGUUAGCCCAGCCAGCCCGCUUCACUGCCCGGGCAGCAACGGCCAGUCAGUCCCACUCAUCAACCAUGGCGCUGCGGGCUAGAGCCAUUUACGACUUCACCUCCGAGAACCCCGGCGAGGUGUCCGUGCGGGAGAACGAGAUAGUAAGUUUGUGCAGCGAGAAGGACAUCGAGGGCUGGCUGGAGGGGACCAACAGCAAAGGCGAGAGGGGACUUAUCCCCGCGUCCUACGUGGAGAUCCUGCGGAACGACAACAACAACACAUCUGGCUCCCGCUAUGCCAACGUACCGCCCGCGGGCAUGGACGGCUCCGGUCAGACCACGGUGGACAAUGUCCCGGACGCUGUCAAGGCGCCUCCACAGACCUACCUGCAGACCAGCGACGACGACUGGGACGACGACUGGGACGACAGUUCAACUGUGGCGGACGAGCCGGGAACUGUGGGCAGCAGGUACUACGAAGGAAACGGGCCGACCACUUACAGAGUGUCCACCGUCUGCAUGUCGAGGGGACAGCACCCCAAGAGCUCGGCGACAGUCAGCAGGAACUUGAACCGCUUCUCCACGUUCGUCAAGUCCGGCGGAGAGGCCUUCGUGCUGGGCGAGGCGGCGGGUUUCGUCAAAGACGGGGACAAGAUCUGCGUGGUGAUGGGACAGUACGGCCCGGAGUGGCAGGAGAACCCGUACCCGUUUUCCUGCGCCAUAGAUGACCCCACCAAGCAGACCAAGUUCAAAGGCAUGAAGAGCUACAUGUCCUACAAGCUGACGCCUACGCACACCCAGGACCAGGUGCAUCGGCGCUACAAGCACUUUGACUGGCUCUACGCCCGCCUGGUGGAGAAGUUCCCCGUCAUCUCGGUGCCUCACAUUCCGGAGAAGCAGGCCACGGGCCGCUUUGAGGAGGACUUUAUCUCCAAAAGGAGAAAGGGUCUCAUCUGGUGGAUGAACCACAUGACCAGCCACCCCGUCCUGGCCCGCUGUGACGUCUUCCAGCACUUCCUCACCUGCAGCAGCACAGACGAGAAGGCCUGGAAGCUGGGCAAGAGGAAGGCCGAGAAGGACGAGAUGGUGGGUGCCAACUUCUUCCUCACCAUCAGCACGCCGCCCGCGCCUCUCGACUUCCAGGAGGUGGAGAGCAAGAUCGAUGGCUUCAAGGCCUUCACCAAGAAGAUGGAUGACAGCGCCCUGCAGCUACAUUCCACCGCCACGGAGUUUGCCCGCAAGCAGAUGAGCGGCUUCAGGAAGGAGUACCAGAAGAUGGGCGUGUCCUUCAAGGUGUUGAGUCAGGCCUUUGAGAUGGACCAACAGGUCUACUCUGCUGGACUCAACCAAGCUAUUUUCUUCACCGGGGACGCCUACGAAUCCAUCGGGGACUUCUUUGCUGAGCAGCCCAGCAGGGAUCUGGACCCCAUUGUGGAUUUGGUGACGCUUUAUCAGGGACACCUGGCCAACUACCCAGACAUCAUCCACGUACAGAAAGCUAGCUAGCUGCUAAGCUAACGAGGCUAGCGGAGAAAGGCAGCCCCGGUCUGAAGGAAGCUUCUCCCCCACCACCGUGACCACCACUUCCCGAAGACAGCUGGCACCCCACUCGGCGACGGAAAGUUUCUGUGAGUAUGGCUUCCUGCGCUUCGUGCACUUUACUCAUGGAUAGGUUGGCUUUGCUAGAGAGCCGUGUCCGCCAGUUAGAGCAGUGUAAUUUCGUAACUUUAGAUGUUGCGGACACAUCUGCUAGCGUUAGCUGUAGCGAGCUAACUAGCCCAGCUUGUAGCAGCCCUAAGCGGCCUACAAGCUACGGUGUACCGGUUGAGACGCAUAAUAGAUUUAGCCCUUUAGCUAGUCCUACACCCCAGUCUACCGGGCACCACACGUUAGUCAUAGGGGACUCCAUCACCCGAAACAUAAAGCUUAGCAAACCAGCCACAAUUAAGUGUAUUCCCGGGGGCAGAGCACCUGACAUUGAAGCUAAUCUUAGGGAGCUAACUCGCAACAGGUCUAGUAAACACGUACGGCAGGCUAACCGCACCACUAGUUAUGCGAAUAUAGUAAUACACGUUGGCUCCAAUGACGUUAGGAUGAGACAAUCAGAGAUUACAAAGAGAAACAUAGCCAGGGCUUGUAAUCUCGCCAGAAAGAUGUCCAGGCAUCGAGUAAUUGUCUCUGGCCCCCUGCCUGGGAGAGACAAUGAUGAGAGAUAUAGCAGAUUAGUCUCUCUUAACAAGUGGCUGGAUAGCUUCUGCAGACAACAGGGAUUUACGUUUAUUGAUAAUUGGCCCUCUUUCUGGGGUAAACCUGGCUUGCUGAGGAGAGACGGCCUUCACCCUAACCAGCAAGGCGCUAUUCUCUUGUCUCUGAACAUAGACUUCGCAUUGAGCCACAUUUGACUAACUCCAAUAGAGCAAGCCCGGUCACAGGCAAUUACAGAGCCUGCUAGCCUGGGUAUGGAGUCAGUUAAGCUAGAACUAGCCAGCGCCAGGCUGGAUGAUCCCUGUACACAUACCAAUUUUCGUAGAAUAAUACACAACUCACAAAAUGUUCUUUCUACUGUGUCUAUGACUACGUCAGAGUUAGACAUGCGUUCUACUGAGGUGGCAAAUUAUGAUGCGUUCAGUUUAUCGCAGCACCAAGUAGACAAUCUGAAAAUUCCCGUCAUAUCAAUUCCUAGAUAUGGUCGUAAUUAUUUUAAGUACACUGCGCAUAAUAAACGCAACAUUAUUAAUAUUGCUACUAUGGAUAAUUUUAUCAACAACUCCUUAAAACAGCCCACUACCUAUAAUAUGGGCUUUCUAAACAUCAGAUCUUUGUCUCCCAAAACGUUAUUAGUCAAUGAGGUCAUUAGAGACAACAACCUUAACGUCAUCGGUCUUAGCGAAACCUGGCUUAAACCAGACGACUUUUUUGCGAUAAAUGAGGCAUCCCCUCCUAACUAUACGAAUGCGCAUAUUGCCCGUCACCUCAAAAGGGGAGGGGGUGUCGCACUAAUAUACAACGAAAACUUUAACUUUAGUCCUAACUUAAAUAAUAAAUAUAAAUCGUUUGAGGUGCUUUCUAUGAAGUCUGCCACACCUCUGCCUCUGUGCCUGGCCGUUAUCUACCGCCCCCCAGGGCCCUAUUCGGACUUUAUUAGUGAAUUCUCAGAGUUUGUUGCUGAUCUAGUGACGCACGCCGAUAAUAUAAUUAUAAUGGGGGACUUUAAUAUCCAUAUGAAUACCCCAUUGGACCCACCGUGCGUGGCGCUCCAGACUAUAAUUGAUAGCUGUGGUCUUACACAAAUAAUAAAUGAACCGACGCAUCGCAGCGGUAAUACGAUAGACCUAGUGCUUGUGAGAGGUAUCACCGUUUCCAAAGUUAAUGAUACUCCCGUAUACUAAAGUAAUGUCCGAUCAUUACCUUAUAAAAUUCAAAGUUCAGACUCAUGUUCGGCAAGCUAAUAAUAAUAAUAACUGCUAUAGCAGCCGCAACAUUAAUGCUGCCACAACGACGACUCUUGCGGACCUACUGCCCUCGGUAAUGGCACCGUUCCCAAAGUAUGUGGGCUCUAUUGAUAACCUCACUAACAACUUUAACAACGCCCUGCGCGAAACCAUUGAUAGUAUAGCACUGCUGAAGUUAAAAAAGGCUCCAAAAAGGCGUACGCCAUGGUUUACUGAAGAAACUAGAGCUCAGAAAUUAUUAUGUAGAAAGCUGGAACGCAAAUGGCGCACGACUAAACUUGAGGUGCACCAUCAAGCAUGGAGUGAUAGUUUAAUAACUUAUAAACGCAUGCUUACCUUAGCUAAAACUAAUUAUUACUCAAAUCUCAUCCGCAUUAAUAAAAACGAUCCAAAAUUUUUGUUUAGUACAGUAGCAUCGCUAACCCAACAAGGGACUCCUUCCAGUAGCUCCACCCAUUCGGCAGAUGACUUUAUGAAGUUCUUUAAUAAGAAAAUUUAACUUAUUAGAAAGGAGAUUAAAGACAAUGCGUCCCAGCUACAACGGGGUUAUAGUAACACAGAUACGACUGUAUAUACGGCGGAUACUGCAAAUAUCCAAAAUAGUUUCUCUCGUUUUGAUGAAAUAACAUUAGAAGGAUUGUUACAGCGUGUAAAUGGAAUAAAACAAACAACAUGUUUACUUGACCCACUUCCUGGGAAACUUAUCAAGGAGCUUUUUGUAUUAUUAGGUCCAUCAGUGCUAAAUAUUAUAAACUUAUCACUUUCCUCGGGCACUGUUCCCCUAGCAUUCAAAAAAGCGGUUAUUCAUCCUCUCCUUAAAAGACCUAACCUCAUGGUAAACUACCGACCGGUGUCUCACCUUCCCUUUAUUUCGAAAAUCCUCGAAAAAAUUGUUGCAGAGCAGCUAAAUGAACACUUAGCGUUUAACAAUCUAUGUGAAACCUUUCAAUCCAUUUUCAGGGCAAAUCACUCGACUGAGACAGCCCUCGCAAAAUUGACUAAUGAUCUAUUGCUAACGAUGGACUCUGAUGCGUCAUCUAUGUUGCUGCUCCUCGAUCUUAGCGCUGCUUUCGAUACCGUCGAUCAUAAUAUUUUAUUAGAGCGUAUCAAAACACGAAUUGGUAUGUCAGACUCAGCCCUGUCAUGGUUUAACUCUUAUCUUACUGAUAGGAUGCAGUGCGUCUCCCAUAACAGUGUGACCUCGGACUAUGUUAAGGUAACGUGUGGAGUUCCCCAGGGUUCGGUCCUUGGCCCUGUACUCUUCAGCAUCUACAUGCUGCCGCUGGGUGACGUCAUACGCAAAUACGGUAUUAGCUUUCACUGUUAUGCUGAUGACACCCAACUCUACAUGCCCCUAAAGCUGACCAACAUGCCGGACUGUAGUCAGUUGGAAGCGUGUCUUAAUGAAAUUAAACAAUGGAUGUCCGCUAACUUUUUGCAACUUAAUGCCAAAAAAACGUAAAUGCUGAUUAUCGGUCCUGCUAGACACCGACCUCUAUUUAAUAAUACAACUUUAACAUUUGACAACCAAAUAAUAAAACAAGGUGACUCUGUAAAAAA